Messenger RNA from Sphaerodactylus townsendi, 2196 nucleotides. It is a transcript of the gene FDXACB1, whose product is annotated as ferredoxin-fold anticodon binding domain containing 1. The coding region runs from base 17 to 1885 and encodes 622 amino acids. Gene Ontology annotation, molecular function: rRNA (uridine-N3-)-methyltransferase activity. The record is from RefSeq and is a predicted model, not a curated record. Gene Ontology annotation, biological process: rRNA base methylation. Gene Ontology annotation, cellular component: cytoplasm. The transcript is spliced from 5 exons. NCBI's taxonomy places the organism in Eukaryota, Metazoa, Chordata, Lepidosauria, Squamata, Sphaerodactylidae.
GGGCCAGGCUGCCACCAUGAGGCCCCGGAAGAAGAGCCUUCUGGUGGGAGAAGGGAACUUCUCCUUCUCUGCCUGGUUGUGCGAAGCCCGCGGGGCCGAGACGCGUGUCGUGGCCACCUGCUAUGAGAGCGAGGAGGGGGCUUCCGGGCAGGCGCUUGCGAGGGGCAACAUUCAGUAUCUGAGGGACAAAGGAGCUGAAGUUCACUUCUGUGUUGAUUGCACAAAGCUGGAGGAACACUUUUUGCCAGCAGAGAGGGAUUUUGAUUACAUUUAUUUUAAUUUCCCUCAUUGUGGGAGAAAAGUUGGCGUGAAAAAGAACAAAGAGCUUCUGGCCAGGUUUUUCUGUAGCUGUGCAGAAGUUCUAGCGGAGAAGGGAGAAGUCCAUGUGGCACUUUGUAGGGGACAGGGUGGUACCCCUGUAGAUCAGCCACAGAGGGAGUGGCACAACAGCUGGCAAGUUGUUGCUAUGGCAGCAGAGGCUGGAUUCAUUCUGAACGGCAUUCAUCCAUUUAACAGCAGGGAUGCGUGUGGAUAUAAAUGUACAGGCUACAGGAGCCAAGAUAAAUCUUUCUGCCUGGAAGGAGCUUUGAAUCACAUCUUCACCCGGAGUCUGCCGCUUCUGCUUCCUAGACUUCGGCUCUGCCAAACAGAAGUGGAAGGCAAGUUGGUUUCCUUCCUGGUUCCACAGAUAUUUCAGGAUAAGAUCAACAGGGAUUUUCUGGGCAUGAAUUCACAGCAUCCUGUCAGGACAGUAAAUGAAAAACUCCUUGAAGGACUUGGUGAAUCUUUCCUCGUUCUGAAGCCAAACUGUCCCCUUUCCUUGGUGUUCCAAAACAGCAGCAAGUCCUCUUUCUCCCUGGAUGCCCUUUGGAUGGUUGAUGAUGCUGAAAGAAAUCUGAAUCCUGAAUUGGUGGUCAAGGAGAAGGAUGUGAAGGAUACAGGGACAUUUUCCUCCAGGUUUCCUGACUGGAAUGGUACAGACCAAGAUAGCAACUUGAAAAACGGGCUUUUCGGACAAUAUUAUCUAAGACCUUCCCUUCUGGUUUUUCUUUCCACGGUAAUACAACAAACAGAGUUUCCUCCCAACGCCCUCCUGGCUCUCAGUGGGCCUGUCUUUAGGAAAUGCAAAAUCUCGCUUCACAUUCCGCCCAUUUUUCAUGAGGCCCUCUUCAUCUGUGUAGUUAAUAAGGGUUCGGAAGAUACACGCACACAGCUUCUUGUGGAAAACCUUUCAGUAACAUUAAACCCUUUGCUGCAGGUUGCAGGUUUUAAGUUGGGUUGCACAACGGAUGAGCCAGAUCCAGCCGAAUUUGGCGCCUUUGUGAAUUCUGAACUGCAGACCCAUAAACUAAAAUAUUUAAUCGUUCUCAAACUUGAUGCUUCUGAUGCCGACCUGAAAGGUUGUUGUGUAGGGACCGUCGGCAAAGUUCCCUGGUGGCCAGCAAGCACUGACCAGGAAAUUGCAUAUGCUUCAUUGAACCUCGAUCUGCUAGCCAUGCACAUUUGUGGCAUCUGUGACUGGCGAAUCCUCUGGACCUCUGAUGAGCGUUUCCUUAGUCAGUUUUCAGGAGGGAUUUUAGAGCGCUUCAAGAGUUUUUCACUCUAUCCGCCCUCCUACGUGCAUGAUCUCAGCUUCUGGGUUGCAGACCCAGAAAGGUUUGAUGAAACCCAACUUCACGCCAUUAUCAGGGAUGUGUCUCAUGAAUCGGUUGUGUCUGUCCAGCUGCUUGACAGGUUUCAGCACCCAGAGACGGCACAAACCAGCCUCUGUUAUCGGCUCACUUAUCAGUCUUGUGACAGCGCACUGACAUCCCAGCAAGCAGCAGGGAUGCAGAUGAAGCUCAGGACUGAGAUUGUGCACUCGCUGCAUGUGGCUCUUAGAUAGCUCCUUAUUCUCAUCUCCUUGAACUGGUUUAGCAAGUGCUUGAAAAUAGGACCUGACAUGAAACAUCUGGAUUUUGUAUGGAAGAAGUCCUUGAUGCUGGAUAUUUUGUCUGGUCAAAUAAAUGCCUUUUGAAAAGGCGGGGGGGGAGGGGCCGCGGGGUUCAAUGAUAUAUACCUAGAUAUUUGGUCUCUGCUGCUAAAAGUAAAUACACAGUGUGCAUUUAUUUAUUUAAAACAUGUAUUAACUGUCUUUCUACUUUGCAGAAGUCAAGGUGGCUUACAGUGUAAAUAAAACAGUGAUUCUAAAAAAAA